GCGCGGAAAUACGAAAAUUGGAGAACUUGCGGAAGAGAUUAUUACUUGGAUGUGUUUGACGUUACAGAGCGAAAGAAAGGGAAUUUAUUGCUGCAAAUUAAUGCUUGAUUAUGAGUGACGGCACGAAGAAGAUUUAAACCGAUUGGUGGAAAGUUGGCAUUGAUUUUUAAUUUGGUUAUUGUUUUAUUUUCUGUGACUUUCACUGAUUUCUAAGAUGAUGACAUCGUUGCGGAGGAUAGAUAUCAUUGUUUUGAUUAUAUCAGUGUUCAGGCUGGUGCAUUGUCAAGAAAUAGAACCCCGCCUAAUUAUCAGUCCUCCUCAAAGUUACCUAAGUACGCCAGCAGGCAAGCCAUUUGGGUUGGUUUGUUCGGGUGAGCCAGACAAUGAAGGCAGCUUCAACGAGAUGAAAUGGUACAAGCCGAAUGGAGAAAUAAUUCCUGAAGGCACACCUGGCGUGAAGAUGUUCGGUGAAUCUUCCUUAAAGUUGUCUUUCGUCAACCCCACAGUAGAUGAGAGUGGAACUUACAGAUGCACGGGUCUUUAUAGCAGCUCAAAAUCACUAGAAGUAGAAGUAGAAAUUAACUUUUACGAGGACAUCAAGUUUGAGGACUGUGCUGAAGUUCAAGACUUGGUGGUUGGCAAGGAAGGCCGCAUCAACUGUCGCCCGAUUGGUAAUCCACAACCUGCCAUCAACUGGGAGAAAAACAAGAAGAGGGUGCAAUCGGAACGAAUCAUGGUCACUCCAUCUGGAAUCGUCAUCUCAUCUGUAGCAUCUGAAGACGCUGGCCUUUAUACCGUCGAAGCGUUUGUUCUCGCUACUGGCAUCAAUAAGUACCGAAACAUUACAGUCAAUGUUCUUACUCCUCCAAAGAUUAUUGAGCUCCCAGAAGAUGUCAUUGCCAUUCAAGGACAAGAUAAGGAUAUCUUUUGCAGAGCUGAUGGCUCUGAGCCUCUUAUUUACUCAUGGUUCGACCCCAAUAUGCGCAACCUCAGCACUGUUGAGGGCUUCAAAGUGGACGGUGAGAAGCUGACUCUGUACAAAGUAGAUAGAAAUGCAGGUGGAGAAUACAAGUGCCAAGUUAAUAACAGAGCUGGAGAAGAUUCAGAAAUUGUCAGAGUGGAAGUUCAAGUGCCUCCAACCAUUGUGCAGUUCGACAAUUUGACUCGUGAAGAAACGAAAGAAGCCUUGUUCGAAUGCAGAGCUGAAGGCGUGCCAAGACCUUCUCUUUCUAUCAGGAGGGACAACUCAUUCCAACCUAUAGAAGAUGGACAGGAAGAACGUAUAGAAGUUGAAGAAGUGGAAGAGAAUGACCAAAAGGUUAUAAGGCUCAGUAUAUCAAAUGUCAAGCGAUCUGAUGAUGGAUUGUACUACUGUAAAGCCUCUAAUACUGCGGGUCAUGUCGAAAGAACAGGACACCUUGAAGUGCAAUUUCGGCCUGAUAUGAGCGCAACUCCGUUUACCACUGUAAAGGCGUGGUCAGCCAAUCCUGCUAAUCUGUCGUGUAUAGCAGAAGCUAAUCCAAAUGCAACGUUGACGUGGAAAUUUCAAAAUGAGCCCAUCGAGUUUGAUGAACAGCGGUACAAGUUGUAUGGAGGUGUAUCGUACAGCAACCUGCUGGUCUACACUGACAAAAGAGCCCAAUAUGAAGUGUUUGGAGUCUACACAUGUGAAGCUCGUAACAAAUUUGGAGAAAAUUCGAUAAAUAUAAAUUUGGAAGAAGCAACUGCCCCUGGUCAAGUCACUCAAAUAGUAUUCGACAAAGUGACGUCCACGACGAUAACAUUUCGACUGAUGGGUCCAGGCAAUACAGGUGGUUUACCAAUCCUUGCCUACAUUAUGAAGUACAGAUUAGCAGAAGAGCCCGUGGAACGCACUAUUACCAUCGAAUGGUCGAAAGACUCUCCCUACAUCCUGAGCGAACUGAAGCCACGCGCCAAAUAUCACUUUAGCGUUGCGGCCAGGAACAUUGUCGGGGAAGGUACAUACAAAACUGCAGAAUACAUCAUGCCUGAAGAAACCGUUCCAGAACCACCUAGCAUCAUCACCGAACCAGAGACAAUCUCCGACUAUCCCGACAGGUUUGAAGUUAGGUGGAAUGUCCCCAGCGACAAUGGCGAGCCCAUACUCUAUUUCCAAAUAAGGUAUUUCAAGGUUGAAAGAGACUUAAAGGGUUGGGCCCAGGUUGGCAAAGCAGUCGACGACAAUGUCCGCAACUGGGUCGAAAAACCUUCUUACGAACUUAAUGGAUUAGCUUCAGACACCUACUACAAAAUUGAGAUUCGAGCUACGAAUAAGAUCGGUAACAGCAUCCCUGAAUCUGUAGUCAUCAAAACCAGAGCUGGUGAAACUACUCAUGACCCUCUCAGUAAAGAUGGCGAAGAGUUAAACAUUUACAUAAUCAUAGCGAUCGUGCUCGUGGCUCUCCUAGUGUUCCUGGUCAUCUUAGACGUAACCUGCUUCUUCCGCUUCCAUUGUGGUCUCCUGUACCUAAUGAGGUAUAAGACCUGUGGGCGAUCUUCCGAAAAAAUGCCAUCAGCAAUGGAGGACGGCCGAGCUUGUGUUAAAGAAGUCUCAACAGCCACUAAUGGAAAGAUUAAGUCGGAUAUAAAAUCUCCUCCUUCUCCUGAUCAACUUCCACCACCUGACAAAUUAUCCAAUUAUGAAGAAAAGUUCAAAACGGAAGUGGACAAUCCAGCUUUUGAGAACAGGGAUGCCCGGCCCGUGGACCUAAUCAUAGACGAAAACUUCAAAAACAAAUCUCCAAAAGGAUCAAAAACAAGCAUCGGCAAGAGCAGUCCUGUGUAGCCCGUGUACCAAACCCAGUCAGUGAAAAGAUAUUGUAAAAAAAUGUGUCGAACAUUUUGUUCCCUUGAGUCACCAAUUAUGGAGACAUCUUCAUUGUUUCCGAAAGUCAAUUUUUGCUAAUCGAUGUUUUGAUUCAUUGCUCUGUUCAAACCAAGAAAAAGCCAAGAUUCGAACUUUCUGGAAAGAAUGUUCUCAACAACUUUGCCUUUCUGCUUCGCAAGAAAACCAGGAAACUUGCCUCGGAUGUCAGGGGCGAACACUACCCCCAGCAGACUUAACGAACUGCUUUCGAACAUUUCAGGGUCUCGUGUUCGCUGGUGUGGUUCCAAACUUGCACAAAAGAGUUAUUUGGAAUGAACUUAUUCAAGUUUCUAAACAAAAGUUACAGAGUGUCCUGAAAAAGACUGACUGUUUUGAAAAAUCUAUUACAAGAAAACGGUUAAUGAUAAAAAUAUAAUUCUUGCAAAAAAAUUCAUGUGGCGGGCAGUUAAUUUUUUCCCCAAAAAUAGAAAUUUUAGUUCAACAAUUUUCCAAUAGAUGGCUCUUCAGAUAGUAAGCACGUGAAUCAAAGAAAGAUUGCACACCACAUCAUAAUAUUUCGAAAAAUGUGUUUAAUGAACAAAAUUACAUAACAAUUUUUCAAUUUAACAUCCGUCGACUGCAAUCACAUGUCGCAAUCGAAGGAAAAAUCGGUGAAUUUCAAUUCUUCGUUUUUGACUUACAGCUUUACUAUCUGCAGCGUCAUUUAUUGUAAAAUUUUUGAACUAAAAUUUGCAACUCUAUGGGGAAAAACUUACGGCCCACCCCAUCAAUUUUCUGCAAGAAUUUAUUUUUUAUCAUUAACCAUUUUCCUGUUAUAAUUUUUCUGAAAACAGUCAAUCUAUUCCAGGACACCCUGUAUAUGCUGUCUUUUUUAAUUUUUCAGUGUAAAAUGUGAAUAGUAAUUCCGCGGUACAUUUCUCCAUGCUUUGUUCUUUCGAUGUGAAUUCCUAGAUUUUUCAUAAACGCUUCUAUAUUCAGGUCAUAAAAGGGGGGGGGGGGGGAGGUAUAGAUCGACGCCAAGAAAAGUAGUUUUUCCAAAUGGUCUUAAGCUUUACAUCGUUCGGUUUCAUUUGCCUGGACCGUUUUAUAGUUCCUUUUCACACGCAUUAGACGUAUCAUGUGUUUCAAUUUUACUUAUUUUGUUUUUAAUCAUUCCAUUUUAUUUUUGCUUAUUUUCCUUCGAGGCCUAUAAAAAGUUUGGAUACAUAAACGUUAGUGAUUUAUUUAUAUUUUACUAAUAUUUUGCAUCAUUCAAAAGCAGAAUAUAUUUUUUGAGCUCAUAGGAACGGAAUCGUUUUAAAGGUUAGCAACUGGUAGCUUGGGAAGUGUUAAAAUUAGCUAAACGUAUCUUUUCUUUUUAUUAGGUCUCGAAUUCUUUUUUAAGCCGUCUUUUUAAAGCGCUUUUGUAUCAUAAGUAUUGUCAUGAAUUAGGAAUUCGUUUAGUGGUCGUAAUCGCAAGGAUAUGUAUACAUACGUGAGCAAAUAUAUAUACAAUAUAAUUUUCUAUGAAACAGACUGUUCAAAUGCUUCUAGGUGAAUUUGUAAUUAUGAAAUUUUAGAUGUUUCUACGAUUUAGUGUUAAUGUAAUUACGGCGUGCAUCCUACUUAUAUUGUGAUCUCAGCGACGCCGAGAAAUGAAGGGUGGGUUAGCAGAUUUUGUUUUUCCUUAUUUCCUGUGUAAUUUUGUAAAAAGUUUUGAGGAAAAAGCCUUUAAUUUCAAUAACGGGCUUUAAAUGUAAAUAACAUUCAUGUAAUUCUUUGCGAUUACUUUGCUUGCGUUCGUAUCGAGCAACUGAUCGAUUGCGGUUGAUCGAUCACAUGACAGCUAGUGACGUCAGUCGUUAUUAACCAGUUGUUUACUAGCCGAUGCUCCAUUGAACGCAUUCGGUAAAAACGCGGAUACUUGAUCAAAUAAUUUAUUUCAAUUUGGUCAAAAGUGUCACAUCAACAGGGCUUUUAGUUUGUUAAAAACGCCAUGUGGCUAUAUCAACAAGUCUUUAAUUCAACAAAAAUGUCACGUGGUUCUGUCAACCAGCCUAAAUUGCGGUCGACCGGUGAAGCUAUUAGACCAACUUCGGCAACAACCAGCUAACCGGUAGCUCUAUUAGAACGCUCCUGGUUAGUCACCGGUUAACCGCGGUCGACCGGUUGUUUUAUACGAAAGCAGCCUUUGUUGCAGCAGCAGACAAGUAAAACGUUUCCUUGAUGCCAUAUUUUCCAGCUAAAUACAAUUUAUGAUGUAUUCACAUAACUCAGCAGUUUCUAGAAGUUCAACCACAAAUUCAAAAACUUAUUUUCUCUUAAAUUCUGUUAUAGAAUUUUUAAGUUUGAAAUUAAAAACCCAAAGUCAAAGUACUUUUCUUAAUGUAAUGCUUUUUAUUACACAACGUUGUGUUUGUUUGAAAAUUUCUGAAUGAAAAAGUUGUCUGUUUCAUCUAACUUUAAACUGUAAUUAUUUUAAUAUUUCUCUUUUAAUUGCAAUACAAUUUUAUCUCAGAUGUGCAUUUCUAUGUUUUUAAUAUAUUAUCCUGAUGGAGGAUGGGUUUUAUUUUGUUUUAAAGCUCGUUACUGGAAAACUGUAUGAAUGAAAAUGUAUGUUAAAAAAACCUUCUAAACGCUUUUUUGGCUUUUCAGCUGUGAUGUGUGCAUGAUGGAAAGUAAGAAUAAACAUUUUCAAAUCGUG
Uloborus diversus is the source of this 5531-nucleotide messenger RNA. Its product is annotated as fasciclin-2-like. Gene Ontology annotation, cellular component: membrane. Gene Ontology annotation, molecular function: protein binding. The record is from RefSeq and is a predicted model, not a curated record. The transcript is spliced from 17 exons. NCBI's taxonomy places the organism in Eukaryota, Metazoa, Arthropoda, Arachnida, Araneae, Uloboridae. The coding region runs from base 215 to 2806 and encodes 863 amino acids. Gene Ontology annotation, biological process: cell-cell adhesion.